This is a messenger RNA of Dendroctonus ponderosae (mountain pine beetle), 1747 nucleotides long. RefSeq names its product tRNA-dihydrouridine(20a/20b) synthase [NAD(P)+]-like (gene Dus4). NCBI's taxonomy places the organism in Eukaryota, Metazoa, Arthropoda, Insecta, Coleoptera, Curculionidae. The transcript has a single exon. Gene Ontology annotation, biological process: tRNA processing. Gene Ontology annotation, molecular function: tRNA dihydrouridine synthase activity; flavin adenine dinucleotide binding. The record is from RefSeq and is a predicted model, not a curated record. Bases 359 to 1594 code for a protein of 411 amino acids.
AUUACACACUGUUAUAUUGUCUCACUUGCCCUUAUGGGUUGAAUGAGAUAACUCAUUGCAAUGUUCGUUUCGCAUUCUCCCUUCAAUUUCGAUCCGAACUCAAUCCCAACCUCAAAAUAUGCCUGUUUUGACUUACGGAUUGCCUUUUAUCCGUUUCAAAUCGUCUUUAUCUAUGGGUUGGCUUAUAAACGGUAGUACGGGCCUGGUAUUGCGCCCGUUUUUAUAGUUGGUCGUCCUGGUUACCAACCCAUAGUCAGGGUUGCCAAUGCCGUGCAACGAAUCACUGGGCUAGUUCCUUUAUUACUUGGUUGUUGAACGGCGUUGCCAGGUGUGCACCCCAGACUCUUAUUCAAAAAAUAUGUCUAGAAGGAGCUCAAGUGAUGUUCUGGAACUGUUUAGCCAGAAAACCUGGAUGAAAGUGUGUGCCCCCAUGGUCCGUUAUAGUAAAUUACAGUUUCGCAACUUAGUCAAACGAUACGAUUGCGAUUUAGUGUUUACUCCGAUGAUAUUGGCUGAUUCUUUUUGUAAAAGUGCCAAAGCCCGCGAUAGUGAGUUUACCACCAAUCUGUUCGAUACCCCCUUGAUAACACAGUUUGCCGCCAAUACAGUGCAUGAUUUUGUGGGGGCCAGUUACAUGGUGGCCCCUUUUUGUGAUGGAGUUGACUUGAACUGUGGAUGCCCUCAGCGAUGGGCACGCGAGAUGAACCUGGGCUGCAGCUUGCUGAAAAGCCCCCAAAAAAUCUUCGAACUGGUCAAAGAGUGCAGGAAUAGAAUCUCCAAGCCGUUUACUAUAAGUGUCAAGUUGCGGAUCGAAGAGAACAUACAAGAAACGAUUAAAGUUUGCCAGGGGCUGGAGCAUUGCGGAGUCAGUUUUAUCACUGUUCACUCAAGGACUCCCUGUAACAAUACGGGGCCUAUUAAUGAAGAUGCAUUGAAGAUACUGAGUCAAACUGUAAAAGUCCCAUUAAUUGGAAAUGGAGGCGUUAAUAGCCUAGAUGAUGCAGUGGGCCUUCAGGAGAGAACAGGCGUUAAAGGGGUGAUGGUGGCUAACGCAAUUUUAACCAAUCCAGCUAUUUUCAAAGGGGAAAAAGUCACUACUAGGCAGUGUGUCCAGGAUUGGCUGGAUAUAUGCUAUAACAGCACCCUAACAAUGGAAGAACAUGAAAGAACAGUCGCCAAAGAUGAAGCAAAUCAAUGCUACGCCAUCAGCGAAAAACCAAGCAGUUUAACAUUUCAGUGCUUUCACCACCACUUGGUUUUCAUGCUCGAGAAGAUACUAAACAAGAAGGAGCGCCAAGUUUUCAACAAUUUGAAGCAAUUUAGUACUGUUCAGGAGUUCCUAGCGCAACAUCUAGGUAUUCGCCCGAAGCUCUUCGGCAGAGAACACUUUGUUCAGUCACUACCAUUGAACAUCCACACUGAAUCCCGCGAUUUCUUAUAUAACGAGCUGAAACCACCUGAGGAAAGCGUCUGUACUGAAUAUGAUUUUCUUUACGAUUCAAGCAAGUCCAACGGGAAAUUCUUUGAGGGAAAACUCACUGAUGAAAUAAAUGAAGAUUGUGACUGGACAGACAUGUUUUACGAAAACGAUUAGCUCCAGUAGAAGAGGAAACUAGGAGGAACAAUAGACGGGCUUGAUCGCCGAAAUUUGGUUGUCUGUUUGAUACAGUUGUCUUUGUAUUGUGGAGUUAAGCAAGAGAUUAUCUUGUAUGUAUCAAGGCAAUAAAGCGAACGUUUUUCACGGAAA